This is a messenger RNA of Schistocerca gregaria, 8206 nucleotides long. RefSeq names its product putative sodium-coupled neutral amino acid transporter 7. Gene Ontology annotation, molecular function: amino acid transmembrane transporter activity. Gene Ontology annotation, biological process: amino acid transmembrane transport. NCBI's taxonomy places the organism in Eukaryota, Metazoa, Arthropoda, Insecta, Orthoptera, Acrididae. The coding region runs from base 79 to 1446 and encodes 455 amino acids. The record is from RefSeq and is a predicted model, not a curated record. The transcript has 8 exons.
UCUAUGGUGUUCUAUCUCUUUGGCUGAGUGUGUUGACAUAUUUUGACAGGUGAAACUCAUGUUGGGAAAGUGUUUGUGAUGUACAGCGGUGAUGUUGAUAAUAUGGACGAUUCUGACGUUAACAGCGCAAAUGAACUCGUUCUUUCUACGUUUUCAGCAAAUGUUCCUGCUACAGAUGUCAGUAACGGUGGCUCCAAUCGAGUAUCAGCUAUAUUCCUGAUAGUGAAUGCUGCUCUGGGAGCUGGUCUUUUGAAUUUCCCUCAAGCUUUUGACCAGGCUGGUGGAAUAGCAACUGCUGUGGUUGUGCAGGUGGUACUGUUAGUAUGGAUACUGGGAGCACUGGUGACGCUGGCACACUGUUCAGACGAGACAGGGGCGCGCACACUGCAGGAUAUACUGGAGGGUCUGUGUGGAACUCCGGGUCUUAUCGCGUGUUGCCUCUGUGUCGCUUUGUACUGCUUUGGCACCUGCCUCACCUUCCUCGUCAUCAUAGGUGAUCAGUUUGACAGAGUAUUUUCGUCACUUCACGGAUCUGACUUCUGCCAUUACUGGUAUAUGAAUCGCAUCUUUACAAUAGUGGCAAGCUCCACAGUGUGUAUUCUUCCAUUUUGUUAUUCCAGGAGGAUUGAUUUUCUCAAAUAUGUCAGCUAUUUGGGUGUGGGUGCUGUCUUUUAUGUUGUGGUGCUCAUAGUGUACCAAAAAUUCGCAGGAGAAUUUACUCCUGGUCCAGUUAAAACUAGUCCAACAGAAUGGACUGAUGUGUUUCUGGUGGUCCCCGUUAUUUGUUUUGGAUACCAGUGUCAUGUCAGUGUAAUACCAAUUUAUUCCUGCCUCCAUGAACGCACCAUAUUUAAUUUUUCAAUAUGCUGUGGAGCAGCUGUCUUUAUUUGUAUGCUGUCAUACACUCUUGCUGGAACAUUUGGAUACCUGACAUUUGGUGCCGAUGUCACAAGUGAUAUUCUGGAGUCUUAUUCGGGAUACCAUCCAUCUGUCCUGAUUGGUAUUACAGCUAUUGCUAUAAAGACAUACACAACCUAUCCAAUACUACUAUUCUGUGGAAGGGAGGCAGUAAACAAAAUAUGGUGUACAUUUUUCUACAACAGUCAGGCCGAUAUUGCAGUUAAAGAACCAAUGAGACGAGCUGUAAUAGCAACAACGUGGUUUAUAUUAACAUUGCUCUUAGCAGUGCUCAUCCCUGAUAUGGGAAUUGUGAUAGAUUGUCUGGGAAGUCUUGCAGCUAUUUUCAUAUUUGUUUUCCCAGGUAUAUGCUGGAUGCAGUCAACAUUACACAAAGAUCCACUUAUUCUUCUAAAUAAAGACAGAUUUUAUAUAUUUUUGUCUGUGUUGUAUAUACUGACUGGGACAUUUGUAUUUGGAGUAGUUCUAGUGCAGGCAAUUGAAAGAUUCUCCGAAAAAGACCAAUCACCUAUCAGACUGUGUGUGUAGCCAGUGCAUGUGUGUGCCCUCGAGCACUGGUGCAGGGAACAUCUGUUAUUUAUUUAUACAUUCCUAUUUAUCUGGUUAAGACAACAUUGUGCUUAUUAAAAGUUUCAUUAAUGAUCUCUGAAAACUUUUGACUGCUUGAUCAUAAAAUGUGAUUCAUAUAUAUUGCUUCCAGAUUUUGUUGUUAUUUUAAAAUACUAAGUUAAUUAAUUUGACAAAUUUACAGAAUGUGCACAUAUAGCUUCAGUAAAUUUAGACUGGUCGUGAUGCUCAGGGAAACUUUAGAGUGGAGUAGCCACCUAGGGGAUUACAAUGCAUGCAUUUGAUGAUAUCAGAAGCGCAUGGAGGAUAAAUGAUGAAUCAUGAUUUCAGUCAUGCUAUUUUAAAUUGUAUUUUGAGUUUGCUAUGUAGAUUUCCACUUUUUAAAUUUCACGCUGUUCUACAAAUUAUCUUUUUCACAUAGAAAGCUUGAUAAGGACAAUUUUAUUUAUUACUUAAAAUGUAAAUAUUAUAUUUAAAUUAAUGAGACUGGUAGUAAUAUUCAGAGAGAAAUAGUUAUGCUGUAUGGCUGACAGAACUGUUUUAGUAGUCUUCAAAGAUGAUAUAUGAAAGGGUUGGGGAGAUACCACAAGGCAUAAGAGAAGAUUGAGGAGGAAAGCUUAAAAUGGUGUGAUCAUGGGCAUUUGAAGAGAAUGGAGGUAGCAAAGAUGCCUGAGAAGAUGAGUGCGAGAAAGACAAAGGGCAGGAGACCAGUAGGGAGCCUAAACGACAAAUGGCUAAAAGGAAUGGCAGAAGUCAUCCUGAAGAGAGAGGAGUGGGCUGGACUAGUGACAGAGAGGUGACGGGAAGACCGGAGGUGGUGGCAAGGAUUGGUCCAGGCAGGCUGUGCCUGUGGCAGAUAACUGUGCAUGACGACGACGACGACGACGACGACGACGACGAUGAUGAUGAUGAUGAUGAUGAUGAUGAUGACAACGAUAACUACUCUUUAAUUAGUAACUUUGCAGAUUAGUUUCUAAACCAGUUUGUUAUAAAUGAGAACUAUGGGGAUUACUUCACACUACUCUCUUUCCAUCAUAUGAAAUUUAAAGUAAACUGAAAGAAGAGUCCUUGAUAAACUUUCAUAAUUUGUGCUUUUGGGGGACACUGUUAAUGUGAACACUAAUUUUUAUUUUUAUCAAGUACACAACCUGAGGGAGCAUAUUUCAGCUGCAAAAAUGUUGCAUAAGUGGAAGUCUAAAAACUUUAUGAAAAGUUUGUACAAUAAUAGGCUGAUUUUUCUGGGUUUUAAGACUGACACAUACACCUUUUACACCUUUGAUGGCAUGGUGUUUUACUAGCCAGGGAUUUUUUUCUUUUUUUAUGGAUGGUGACCCACUACAGUAAUUAGUUUCUGUUAAUAGACUGAUACUAUUGGUGUGGAGAGUAGUUUUUUAUUGACUCUCAGGUGCAUUGUUAACCUUUCUUGUAUGUCUGUUUUGUGUAUGUGCCAUGGCAGUAGUUUCCCAGAAUGAUGCCAACUUUUCUUUCUUGCUUCCUUUUUUUCUUUUCUUCCUAUUAAAGUUAAAAGGGAUGAUUCUAGAUUUUAGUAACCCCUUUUUGACUAGAAACUUGUCUCACUACAUUAGGAUGAUGUGAACAAGAAUGAGAUAAUUGUGCUAUCACACUAUGGUCUUCUUGGUGGAGGACAUGAUGGUGAACAUGGAAGUUACCAUUUAAAAUUUGUAUCCCUACUUACCACAGACUUUCUGUGGCUUACAGCAUGGUGCAAGUCCAUCUUGUUAAAGUCAUAUUGAUGGCUUAUGUUUUAGAUGUAUGAGGUAUAACUGUUACUGCAGGCAGCCAUGAGAUUAUUUGUAGAGAUUAGCUUUAUGUUUUGUGUUUUUGAUGCUGAUGAUAGAUGUGGAAGAGUGCGAAACCAGUUAUCUGCUCAUAAUGCACUAUUCAUGAAGAGUGCUUGUAAGGCUGAAGAGCUUGAAAGUCCCUAUUUCUUCAACAGAUAACCAUCAAUGCCAUUCCUCUGAGAUACUGUCGUGAAUAUUAGAAUACAGAACAUGACAUGGGAGCAAAAUCUGAUGUGGAAAUUAAUUUCGUGUUACUUCUCAUCCAUCACUAACCAGAUAUCGGUGUUGGAAAUUUAUUCAACAAAGAUAAUUUGAUUCUGCUUUCAUAAUAGAGUGCCAGUGUAAAAUUAAGCUCUAGUGACUUUAUCUUCAGUGAUAUUUGGUCUACAACUAAGCAGAGGAAGUAUGGCCAAGACAGCUGGCAAAUUUAAACUGUCAUUCCUGGUUUCAAUGAUUUUGUAUUUUUUUCAUUCGUCCUCUUAUCUACACAGGCUGCUUGGCCAUGUGAUACGGGAAAAGUCUGUUUAUGUACUUGGUGGAUGCACAUAGACUUAAGAUGAGAUAGUCUACAGAACCCAUCACUCACACACACAUGUACAUUUCUGUGUGUUCAUACUUACAUUAAAAUACCAAAUUGAGAAAAUUCUCACUCACUCACUCACUCACUCUCUCUCUCACUCACUCACUCACUCUCACUCUGCAUUAAGGAAUCGUAUGGCUGCAGCUCUGUUUGUCGUAGGGUUGAAUGGUCAGAAAACAAGAUUAGCUGAAUUUGUGUUCUUCAUUUCGUAACUUUUAUGUAUAAAUUCUGUAAGUUUGGUGUAGAUAAUUUCCUUUACAUGUUUGGGAAAGGAACAGGAAAUUAUAAUGGGCUGCAGUUAUUUAUGUUGUCGGUCAUGUUUUAUGAAAAUUUGAAGUACCCAUUUAAGUUUCCACUGCACCAAGAAAAAAUGUCAUCAAGUGAACAGUCAUAUAAGCUCUGUCAGUAAUUCUAUCAGUUUUAAUCAAUCUUCUGUAAUAUUACUGUAGUAAUAUCACCAAUACUUACAGAUUUUUUGAAAUUUCUCUAUUGCUUGUACUUCCUCAUUAUUUGAAACAUUGAUCUAUAACAGGUGCUUAUUUUGUGUUCAUCAUAUUGAGUGUUCUUCUUUGUGUUUGAUUUCAUCAUCUUGUAGCAUUUUUGUGGUAUCGUUUAAUGUCUGGAUUCUCUUGGACAAAAUUUUACUGUCAUCACGAUGUAUACUGUAACUAUUCAUGCUUUACUUGGCAUUAAAAUGCUAAAUAACAAAGAAACCUCUGCUUAAGAAGUUCUCCUCUUCUGAGGUUAGGCUCACUAUGGGAAAAGUUCUGAAAACACUGACUGUGCAGUGGUGCGCCUGUCGCAAUGGCUGCCCCAUGCAACUUCACUACAGAUCAUUCACCGUAUCUUUGAUGGAAUGCACAGUGUUUUCACUAUCACCCUACCAGCACUGUUAAGUAUUAAAAAGAUACACUGUAAUGUACCACUUGCAGUUCAGUACAGCUUGUAAUCAUCAGAACAGAAACAACAAUUGAACCCAAUUAAAAUUAAUAAAAAUAUAAGAAAACAUUUUCUGUUAUGUGACAAGCAUUACUAUUACUCACUUGUGUGGCAGCUGUAAGUUCACGUUUGGCACGAAUGUAUUUUGUGAUCACAAAAUGCAGUCUAAAGCAACAAAAUAUUUUGGGUCUUGCACACUUUGCUGGUUACGGCUCAGUGAUGACAUCAAAAGUUUUUCUUUCUGAUCUAUUCCCAGUGCUGUGCUCAGUGAGUUGAUUCCAGGAGAUACCCUACCAGCUAACUGCUUAUCAGCUAAUUACUUUUGAAUGAUAGUUGGGAAGACAGUAGGAUCAUUUAUAUUGGCUUUUGCAGUUUCACAUUUUGAUGUGCAGAGUUAACUGUAGUAAUGAAAAAUCUGUUGACAAAAAUGUAGCUGUGAAUCAUAGUUACACAGCUAGAGCUGCUAAAUCACCUGCUAAUAGUCUGGGGCAUUUUUCAUUGUGGUCGUGAGGUCCUCCACCUCUGCUGGUAGGAAAAACAACAGCCAUCACUCCCCUCAAGGCUGUCAACUUACUGAUAAUAAUUCCCUCAUGAGACAAGUGUUAAACAGUCAUAAUUUUAGCUAGAGCCUUGCUAGUGAUGGUAGCUCCAUCUGCUAGUGCAGCAUUGCUGGUGUCCUGUGGUGUUGACACUCUAACACCAGCUCUGUACCUCACUGUAAAAUCACUAGUGACAGACAGUGAAUUGUUUUGUAGCAUUAGUUCCAUAACCAUGCACUACUGAGAAGCAGCCCAGUUACUUGUCUCUAUACAUUGCUCUUCUUCUGCCAGAAAUGAAUUCCUUUUGUGGUCCAUGUUGAUACAAAAUUUUAAUGCUUUACAGAAAUAUGUUAUUACAGUCACAUUUAAUUUUAUUAAGCAGUUGUAGGGGGUCUUGAAAAACAAUUAUAACAUUUUAAUUUUGCUUUCCAAUAGUUUUUCUAAUGACAUAUUUCUUCUUAGGUCAAGUGAGGAUUUUGCAUUUUUUGCUGUAUGUUGUAGGCAAAAGUUUUAAAACAUCAGUCUUGAUACAUACUAAGCUUUUGAACAAAUUUGCAUCGAUCUAAGACGGAAAUGUUAGUCUCAUCUGAAGCAUCUCCCUGAAGUUGUUAGAAGUGUUUACUAUUUCUGAGAGGGUGGGAGUGGAGGGGGGGGGGGGGAGGGUUGUCACAUUGUUUUCUUGUAUUGGUGUUAUAUUUUUAUGUUCUGUUUUUGCCUUUUCUUCUUCUUCUUCUGUUUUAUUUUAAUAAUGUUGAACAUGGCUUUUGUUGGGCUAUGUAAGUAUUCAUCAUUAUGCAUUCGUUUUGCAUAUCUCAUUACAUUUUUAAUAUUUUGGAAUAUUUUUUACAGGAUGUGGAGAAUUCAGAUGUGGAUUUUUUUGUUGCUCACAUUUUGUGUAUCCCCUGGCACAAAACUCUUACUCUACCUGUGAUCCAGCUGUUAAGUAUAGAACUGAUAGUUAUUGUUGUUCAGUCCAAAGGCUAGUUUUGAUGCAGCUCUCCAUUAUACUCUGUCCUGUUCAAACAUAAACUCCAAGUAGCUACUGCAACCUUCAUCCUUCUGAAUCUGCUUGCUUUAUUCAUCUCUUGGUCACCCUCUACAAUUUGUACCCCUCACACUUCCCUACUGUUGAGUGCCCAUAUCCACCAUAUCCAUCCAUCCAUCCAUCACACUUCCCUCAAAGACUAAAUUGUUGAUCCAUUGAUGUCUCAGAAUGUGUCCUGUCAACCAAUCUCUUUUUGUCAUGUUGUGUCAAAUUUCUUUUCUCUCCAGUUGUAUUCAGUAACUCCUCAGUACUUAAGGUGAUCAGCACAUCUAAUCUUGAGCAUUCUUCUGUGGCACCACAUUUCAGUUUCAUUUCCACACAAAUACUUCAGUGGAAAAGCAGUUUGGAAUUGGUGGUCACCUUGAGGUGUUCUGCUGUGUUGUUUCCAGGAUUUGUACUUAUGACACCAGUUUGAGAACCCUAACAAGGAUGAAAUAAAUGAAAUCUUUGCUGAAUAAUAGAUGAUGUAUUUAAGACACUGUAGUACUCCUGUGGGAAUAAUGUGGCAUGUGGCCCUGCUGUAGGCGUUCUUUUUUUUUUUUUUAAAAAAAAAAAAGACAUUAGGUGACUUCUGAAGGAGUCCUUCAGCUGGCUGAGGCUGUUUCUUUCUACCAGCAUCCUGCAGUUGUUUUAUUAUUUUGUAUCAUUUGUUAAUCUUUCCAUGUGUUAUAUAAUUUUUGGAUUGUGUUACUUCAGCUUACCUGUUUUGAUAGCUUUCUUUCGUUUUGAGAAUUUUUUCCAUCCUUUUUGUGGCUACCUGUUGCCAGCUAGCUUCAUAAUAUUUUCCUAAAAGCCAUCUUAUCACCCUUUAUCAUUGCAGCUCUGUGACAUAUCGGUUACCUUUUUUCUGACAGUAUUUUAUAAUCAUCGUAGCAUUUCAAUAUUUGUUGUUCACCACCCAUUGCUCUUUGUUCCUGUUCAUCCUGUAAAAUGGGUGGCUUUCACCUAAGAUGUAAAAUGACUUGUGGUCUAGUUUUUCUGUAAUUUUUCCUUUGUAGCUUUUUAUUGUGCUUACCAAAAUAAUUCAUUGAAUUUUCUUAGUUUUCGUUUUAGCAGUGAAUACCAAUAUUUUGUUAUCUUUUGUGUAAUUAAGUACUUUAUUCUGUACUGCAUUGUGUUUUAUUUGAUGGCCCACUAGAUUGUCAAAUUAGUAAAUGAAAUGUCUGUAUAUGAUUUAAGGUAGUUUACGACAAUAAGAGGUCACCAACAUAACACUACUGUUUCAGAAAGUUAAGUACGUACCUCAAUACAGAGACUCAGAAAUGCAGUUACACGUAACUGCAAAGUUAUCAAUUCAAAUUUUAUGUGAUUAGUUGUAAGAUGUAGAAAGGUGCAAAGUAUCCAGUUAUGGAUACCUUUUUUACCAGUUAUAUUUACCUGUACUGUUAAAGAAACUGAUACUAUUGUUUUAUCAUAUUAGUGUAAAAAUAUUUUGUUAUGUAUUAAUGGAAACUGAAUCUUUAUUGCAUGUUCAAUUGUUUAUAGCCACACUACAUCUCUCCAGACAGUAUGUGCACAUUCUGUGAUGAAUUACUUGUAAUGAGAGAAAUGUUAUAAAAGUUAUGAAGUUGAUAGUAGGAUGUUAAGUUUGUGUUGAAAAAAUCCCCACGAGAUUCCAUUCUGUAAGACUUGUGCUACAUUAUGCAUACACAUGAGUCAUACUUCAUUGUGGUGCUAUUCUGUAUGCUCAGUACAUGUGAUAUCCAGAGGACAGAAAACUAGAUAUUUUUGUAAAGUUCCUAUUUUUGUACACUAAUCUGAAAAUUGAAAAAUUUGUUAAUGUACUUACAAUAAUAAAAUAUUUGUCUAAUCCUAA